Molecule: messenger RNA, 381 nt
Organism: Endocarpon pusillum Z07020
Lineage: Eukaryota; Fungi; Ascomycota; Eurotiomycetes; Verrucariales; Verrucariaceae
Exons: 1
Coding region: 1-381 (126 amino acids)
Source: RefSeq, a predicted model, not a curated record
AUGAUUGGUGGGAAGUUUACUGAUCCAUGGAAAGUCGUGGAUGCUUCUGAUCCGGACGCUGAGCUGGCUUUGACCACUGGGUCGGGCUUAAGAUAUAGUCCGAAUGUUAAAGAGUUUGACGCCGCUCUUGUGAUCAUGACAGAACGAAAGGGCAAUGUAAACUAUGCCCCCCAAAAAAGUGUCCCAUGUGUCAGUGAAGGAGCAGGACAGAAGGUGGAUCGGGCAGCAGUCUCUGAAUACGUUUAUUUCUCUGCAGCAGCAAUUUCGAAGCCGAUCAAUGCCGACAAAGAGAUGUGCGGGAACAACGAGGGCAGUAUUCAAUACACUGAUUCUAUAAACGGCGAGGCGACUGAUGGGGAGGUGUUUUGGUGUGUCGAUUGA